GGGGCUGCUGAGGAAAUUCAUGAGGUUAUAAAAACCAUAGUCCAGGGAGGAGGUGGACAGAAGAACAGAGGGGAGAAGAGGAUGGCAGAGAUGUGUGUCCCCAAGGAACCAGGUGGCCCUGAUGAGGCUGAGCCCCCAUUAUGGGAGGAGAGGGAGAUAUUUCAAGGCCAGAGAUCACCUGAGAAAGACCUUGGGCUGUCGAGGAUCUCAAGAAGUUUGCCAGAUCCCAGCUCUGCCCAUUCUGUAACAGAGUGUCUAACCCGGGCCCCUCUGCUUCUGAUACUGCUUCUCAUCUCUUUGGGUCUCUUCAUGCUCAUGCUGAUCACCCUGAUUCAAGUCUCCAGGAUCCAACAAUCCCUGCCAAGAGAGGUGGAUGAUCAGGAGAGCCACAGCCCGGUGGUUGUUUUGCAAUCAGACCUGGAGGAGAUCCUCCAUCAGCUGAGCAAGAUGAAUGCCACCCUGACUGGCCUGUGCCGUCGCUGCCCCUGGAAUUGGGACUUCUUCCAGGGAAGCUGUUAUAUCUUCUCCAAGAUUCAGAGCACCUGGGAUGCUUCUGUCUCUGCCUGUGAGGACAUGAGGGCCCAGCUAGUGGUCAUUAACAAUGCUGAGGAGCAGAAAUUCCUGAAAUCUUGGGAUAUCAGAAAUGAUAAAAGCACCUGGAUCGGCCUCAGUGACAAACACAAUGAAGGGUCCUGGCAAUGGGUGGACAACACCCACUUGCAUCUCAGCUUCUGGAAAGAAGGGGAACCUAACAAUCAAGGAGAGGAGGACUGUGCGGAACUGUCCGGUGAUGGCUGGAAUGAUAACAAAUGUAGUGAAGAACACUUCUGGAUCUGCGAGAAGCCCUCAGCUCUGUGCCCAGGCCUCUGAGGGCCACUGUCCCCCACUCUCACCCCUGGCCCCUGUUCAGUCUCCAGGAUCAGGCAAUUUGGCCAUACCCUUUGCUAGGUCCUCUCUGGUCCCACCCACUUUUGUUUUUAUUCCUCCUGAACUGAAAUCUUUGAGAUCUCGAGAUUCUGAGAACCCUUUCUCCCUCCAAAGGCUGUAGACGAUCUCUCUUCUAUUGAUAGUCUUAGGGCCCUAAGUCAGCCCCCACGACAUCCUCUUAAUAAAGUCACACACUGCAUUAUGCCUGCAUUGAACUUACUUGCCAAUGUUUUAGUUACUACAGUUCUAUAAUAUAGUUGAUUUACACCACGA
This is a messenger RNA of Myotis myotis, 1200 nucleotides long. Its product is annotated as CD209 antigen-like protein C. The record is from RefSeq and is a predicted model, not a curated record. The coding region runs from base 82 to 870 and encodes 262 amino acids. The transcript is spliced from 8 exons. Lineage: Eukaryota; Metazoa; Chordata; Mammalia; Chiroptera; Vespertilionidae.